Phacochoerus africanus (Common warthog) is the source of this 2604-nucleotide messenger RNA. RefSeq names its product anaphase promoting complex subunit 7 (gene ANAPC7). Lineage: Eukaryota; Metazoa; Chordata; Mammalia; Artiodactyla; Suidae. The record is from RefSeq and is a predicted model, not a curated record. The transcript has 12 exons. Gene Ontology annotation, molecular function: protein binding. Bases 319 to 1956 code for a protein of 545 amino acids. Gene Ontology annotation, biological process: cell division.
ACCCCGGCGGGGCCGCCAUUUUGGAGUCUUCUCUAAGGAGCUUCUACCGGCUUUAAGCGCUGGUGCCGCCGCUCCCCGCGGCCUGGCUGGGCGGAAUGAAUGUGAUAGACCACGUGCGAGACAUGGCGGCCGCGGGGCUGCACUCCAAUGUGCGGCUCCUUAGCAGCUUGUUACUCACAAUGAGUAAUAACAACCCGACAUUUCUUCGCUCGCCAAGGCUCAAAGAAGCCCAGUUCUAGUUUUAGACUUUCGUCCCACAUCUGAGAUUGAUCUUUCCUUUUGGGUAUAUCAGCAAGGUUCUCUUAAUCGCCCCCGAAAAUGGGAGACUUUCUUGGGGGUAUACUUUCUUUGUUUUCUAGUGAGUUAUUCUCCCCAUCUCAGAAGUAUCAGCUUUUGGUGUAUCAUGCAGAUUCUCUCUUUCAUGAUAAGGAAUAUCGGAAUGCCGUGAGUAAAUAUACCAUGGCUUUACAGCAGAAGAAAGCCCUAAGCAAAACUUCGAAAGUAAGACCUUCAACUGGAAAUUCUGCAUCUACUCCUCAAAGUCAGUGUCUUCCAUCUGAAAUUGAAGUAAAAUACAAAAUGGCUGAAUGUUAUACAAUGCUAAAACAAGAUAAAGAUGCCAUUGCAAUACUUGAUGGGAUCCCUUCAAGACAGAGAACUCCAAAAAUAAACAUGAUGCUGGCAAACCUGUACAAGAAGGCUGGUCAGGAGCGCCCUUCAGUCACCAGCUAUAAGGAAGUACUGAGGCAGUGCCCAUUAGCCCUUGAUGCCAUUCUAGGUUUGCUGUCCCUUUCUGUAAAAGGUGCAGAGGUAGCAUCGAUGACGAUGAACGUGAUACAGACCGUGCCUAACUUGGAUUGGCUCUCUGUGUGGAUCAAAGCCUAUGCUUUUGUACACACUGGUGACAACUCAAGAGCGAUUAAUACCAUCUGUUCACUAGAGAAAAAGUCCUUAUUGAGAGAUAACGUGGACCUCCUGGGAAGCUUAGCAGAUCUGUACUUCAGAGCUGGAGACAACAAAAACUCUGUCCUCAAGUUUGAACAGGCACAGAUGUUGGAUCCUUAUCUGAUAAAAGGAAUGGAUGUAUAUGGCUACCUCCUGGCACGAGAAGGGCGGCUGGAAGAUGUGGAGAACCUUGGCUGCCGCCUUUUCAAUAUUUCUGAUCAACAUGCAGAACCUUGGGUGGUCUCUGGGUGUCAUAGCUUCUAUAGCAAGCGCUAUUCCCGAGCCCUCUAUUUAGGAGCCAAGGCGAUUCAGCUGAAUAGUAAUAGUGUUCAGGCUUUGCUACUUAAGGGAGCAGCACUUAGAAAUAUGGGCAGAGUCCAAGAAGCAAUAAUCCACUUUCGGGAGGCUAUACGUCUUGCACCUUGUCGCUUAGAUUGUUAUGAAGGUCUCAUCGAAUGUUACUUAGCCUCCAACAGUAUUCGAGAAGCAAUGGUAAUGGCUAACAAUGUUUACAAAACUCUAGGAGCAAAUGCACAGACCCUUACCCUUUUAGCCACCGUUUGUCUUGAAGACCCAGUGACACAGGAGAAAGCCAAAACUUUAUUAGAUAAAGCCCUGACCCAAAGACCGGAUUACAUUAAGGCUGUGGUGAAAAAAGCAGAACUACUUAGCAGAGAACAGAAAUACGAAGAUGGAAUUGCUUUGUUGAGGAAUGCACUAGCUAAUCAGAGUGACUGUGUCCUGCAUCGGAUCCUAGGAGAUUUCCUUGUAGCUGUCAAUGAGUAUCAGGAAGCAAUGGACCAGUAUAGUAUAGCACUAAGUUUGGACCCCAAUGACCAGAAGUCUCUAGAGGGGAUGCAGAAGAUGGAGAAGGAGGAGAGUCCCACGGAUGCCACUCAGGAGGAGGAUGUGGACGACAUGGAAGGGAGUGGGGAAGAAGGGGACCUGGAGGGCAGCGACAGUGAGGCGGCCCAGUGGGCUGACCAGGAGCAGUGGUUCGGCAUGCAGUGAGGCAGGCAGCAGCUCCGUGGCCACACUGGCCUGCCCUGCUCUGAGCACUUCCAUGGACUGAAGGAACCCGUAGGAGCCUGCUCUCUGGGAGGACAAUGAUUCAGCAUGUGAUUGCAGCAGGGGUCUCUGCCCUUUGCUCUCUAUUUCUAGUAGUGACUUUAUUUUUAAAAACCGAGCCUGACCAACCUUCCAUAUAUCUCAACCCUCCCCUGCUCCAGCCAGGGAGGACAAGUGAGCACUCUUUAGAGGCCCAUGGACAUGUUGGCUUCUAGACAGAGUGCUUUUUAUAGAACUAAUUUCUAAAUCUGAAGCUCAAGGAAUAGACAAUGGGUUUUUUUUUUUUUUGUGACAUUAUGGAUGGGUCACCCAGAGCAAGAGUGUCAUCUCCCAACGGCCCUUUUAGAAAGGGUUUGCUAUCCCAGAAAUCACCAAUCUGGGUUUUCCAAACUUCCCUAGUAACCUUGCUUCCUUCUGCAAUGUUAGUAAUGCCUUAAGCUGACAAUUGCUAUUUUGCAGAACAAUUUUCCUAUUUGCUAAUCUGGUAACUUGCCUAUGAACCUGGGCUGGAUAUGAGAGACAGGUGUGACCUGGAGCAUGAACAGAGGUGCAGCUGGGGUGAUAACUAAUAAAACUUUUUUUGUACAGUAA